This is a messenger RNA of Dama dama (fallow deer), 2302 nucleotides long. RefSeq names its product TraB domain containing (gene TRABD). The record is from RefSeq and is a predicted model, not a curated record. NCBI's taxonomy places the organism in Eukaryota, Metazoa, Chordata, Mammalia, Artiodactyla, Cervidae. Bases 97 to 1332 code for a protein of 411 amino acids. The transcript has 10 exons.
CCCGCCCCGUCCGGUGGGCGACGCGCCGCAUGGAGGCCGGCUGAGGAGCGCCGCCCCGCCUGGCUUCACGCAUCGCUGCCAGAGCUGCUGCCAGCCAUGGAGGGGCCGGAGGAGCAGCCGCCCCGCGAGCUGAGGGCCACGCUGGGCGCCAUCGGGAGCGUGUCGGGGGCACAUGGCCCGUGGUCCCCCAGGCCGGGGGCAGCACAGCCUCAGCGCCUCCUCCCUCUGCAGGCUGACACGGAGCCCGUCGUGACUUCAGGGGCCUCAGAGGCAGUGCCCAGGGUGCUCCCCGGAGACCCCCAGAACCUGUCCGAUGUGGACGCGUUCAACCUGCUGCUGGAGAUGAAGCUGAAGAGGCGGCGAGAGCGGCCCGACCUGCCGCGCACGGUGACUGAGCUGGUGGCGGAGGACGGCAGCCGCGUGUACGUGGUGGGCACGGCCCACUUCAGCGACGACAGCAAGCGGGACGUGGUGAAGACUAUCCGGGAGGUGCAGCCUGACGUGGUGGUGGUGGAGCUCUGCCAGUACCGCGUGUCCAUGCUGAAGAUGGACGAGCGCACGCUGCUGCGCGAGGCCAAGGAGAUCAGCCUGGAGAAGCUGCAGCAGGCCAUCAGGCAGAACGGCGUGGCAUCCGGGCUCAUGCAGAUGCUCCUGCUGAAGGUGUCCGCCCACAUCACCGAGCAACUGGGCGUGGCUCCCGGCGGCGAGUUCAGGGAGGCCUUCAAGGAGGCCAGCAGGGUGCCGUUCUGCAAGUUCCACCUGGGCGACCGGCCCAUCCCUGUCACCUUCAAGCGGGCCAUCGCCGCCCUCUCCUUCUGGCAGAAGGUCAAGCUGGCCUGGGGCCUGUGCUUCCUGUCGGACCCCAUCAGCAAGGACGACGUGGAGCGCUGCAAGCAGAAGGACCUGCUGGAGCAGAUGAUGGCAGAGAUGGUGGGUGAGUUCCCAGACCUGCACCGCACCAUCGUGUCGGAGCGCGACGUUUACCUGACCUACAUGCUGCGCCAGGCUGCCCGCCGCCUGGAGCUGCCGCGCGCCUCUGACGCCGAGCCCAGGAAGUGCGUUCCUUCCGUGGUGGUGGGCGUCGUGGGCAUGGGCCACGUACCUGGCAUUGAGAAGAACUGGACCACCGACCUCAACAUCCAGGAGAUCAUGACCGUGCCCCCGCCGUCAGCCUCGGGCAGAGUGUCCCGCCUGGCCGUGAAGGCCGCCGCCCUGGGCCUCCUUGGCUACGGCCUCUACUGGACGGGGCGCCGUGCCGCCAGCCUGCUCCUGGCCCUGCCCGCCGCCCGGCACGGCCUGCAGAGGCUCUGCGACGCCUGGCCGCACAAGUAGCAGGACAGACUGGAGCCAGCGCCCGCGCCGGGGCCGCCCCUCAGGGGUCUCAGCCCGGCUUCUGCCCGCCCCCAGCCCGCCCAAAUAAAAGAGUUGUUCACUGUCUGAGCUCGGGCUUCCCCGCAGCCCCUCCGCACACCCGCUGUGGGCUGUUAGGAGGCUCACGGGCCAGGACGAGCCGCGGGGCAGGGGCAGGGGCAGGGGCGCGGGAGGCCGGCCAGCCCCUUCCUCACUGUGCCUUCUCUCCGAGGCGGGCUGCGGGGGUGUCUCGCAGGGGGUCGGGGCCACUCCCUGGGGGCAGGCUGCGGCCAUGCAGCCUUGGGGUGUCCCCUGGGGGCGACUUGGCCAGGCUCAGGCCCCCAGGAAGCGCCAGCAGCAGCUCUGCCUGCAGAGAUUCUGUGUUUUGGGCUUUUAAAAACGUCUGAAACUUUUUUACUCAGGUAAUUUUAACUUAAACUGAAGCAAACGUCAGGAAAUACUAGCCUUAAAUCUGGUUGGGACCGAGAACAUCUUUUUCUUGAGUCUCAGUCCUGGGAAGAUGAGCUUGUAGGGCACGUCCGCUCCACUGUGGGCAGCCAGGCCGGCCCCGAGCCUGCCUCCAGCUGCCGGGGGCCCAGGACCCCACCCUCCCGGGUGGCUGACCCUGCUACCUGUGCAGCUGGCAGAGGGACCUGGGGUCUCCCUUGCCCUCUGGACAGACGGUGGCUGCCAGCAGGGCAUCCACCUUGCACGGGACCCAGCCUGGGCACAGUCGGGCCCCACACUGCACUGCCCUGUCGCCGCCUGUCCGCGUGUCUCCUGGUCUCCUGUCGGUGGCAUAGCAUCUGGGGCCCACGGCCUCGUCCGAUUGUGUGUGUUGACUCAGUGUCCAGAUGAGGUGAAAUCCACACCACCGGCUGGACCAGGUCAUUGUCAUUCACAUGCUCGUAUACCCGUCCCUUAGAAACUGAAAUAAAAUCUAAUUUUGGAA